Pyrus x bretschneideri (Chinese white pear) is the source of this 2010-nucleotide messenger RNA. Its product is annotated as cyclin-dependent kinase E-1. The transcript is spliced from 16 exons. Gene Ontology annotation, molecular function: ATP binding; RNA polymerase II CTD heptapeptide repeat kinase activity; cyclin-dependent protein serine/threonine kinase activity. Bases 53 to 1522 code for a protein of 489 amino acids. NCBI's taxonomy places the organism in Eukaryota, Viridiplantae, Streptophyta, Magnoliopsida, Rosales, Rosaceae. Gene Ontology annotation, cellular component: mediator complex; nucleus. The record is from RefSeq and is a predicted model, not a curated record. Gene Ontology annotation, biological process: protein phosphorylation.
CUACUACUGCACGUACAGAUUCAGGUGAAGUGGCAGUGGAAGUCCAACCAGCAUGGGUGACGGCAGCGCAAGCGGCAACAGAGACCAUAACAACAAUCACAACCACCACAACAACCACAGCCAUGGCCACGGCCACAACCACGGCGGUGGUUAUAGUAACAAGCCGGAGUGGCUGCAACAGUACGAUCUGAUAGGGAAGAUCGGGGAGGGCACGUACGGCCUGGUGUUCCUCGUGAGGAUCAAGUCUCCUUCCAACCGCGGAAAGUCCAUCGCCAUCAAGAAAUUCAAGCAGUCCAAGGACGGCGAUGGCGUCUCCCCCACCGCCAUCCGCGAAAUCAUGUUGCUGCGGGAAAUAUCGCACGAGAAUGUGGUGAAGCUUGUGAAUGUUCACAUCAAUCACACAGACAUGUCCCUCUAUCUGGCUUUCGAUUACGCAGAACAUGACCUUUAUGAAAUCAUUAGACAUCACAGAGACAAAGUUAAUCAAGCUAUCAGUCAUUACACUAUUAAGACAUUGCUCUGGCAGCUGCUCAAUGGACUCAAUUAUCUCCAUAGUAAUUGGAUCAUUCAUCGUGAUUUAAAGCCAUCUAAUAUCUUGGUUAUGGGCGAUGCAGAGGAACAAGGAGUUGUGAAAAUUGCGGAUUUUGGACUUGCAAGGAUAUAUCAAGCUCCUUUGAAGUCGUUGUCUGACAAUGGGGUUGUGGUAACCAUUUGGUACCGUGCGCCGGAGUUGCUCCUUGGGGCUAAGCACUACACAAGUGCUGUUGAUAUGUGGGCUGUUGGAUGCAUCUUUGCCGAGCUUUUGACUUUGAAGCCAUUAUUUCAAGGUGCAGAAGUCAAAGCUAUACCAAAUCCUUUUCAGCUUGAUCAACUUGACAAGAUAUUCAAGGUCUUAGGUCACCCGACACUAGAAAAGUGGCCAGCACUUGCAAACCUUCCACACUGGCAACAAGAUGUGCAACAUAUUCAAAGCCAUAAAUAUGAUAAUACUGCAUUGCAUAGUGUAGUUCACCUCUCUCCAAAAAGUCCUGCAUAUGACCUCCUAUCUAGGAUGCUCGAAUAUGAUCCUCGAAAGCGUAUAACAGCUGCACAAGCAUUAGAGCAUGAGUAUUUUCGUAUUGAGCCUCUACCAGGUCGCAAUGCUUUGGUGCCUACCCAAGGAGAGAAAGUAGUGAAUUAUCCUACUCGUCCGGUAGACACAACCACAGAUUUUGAAGGGACAACUAGCAUUCAACCUUCACAACCGGUAUCGUCUGGAAAUGCAGUAUCUGGAAACAUGUCAGGUGCUCAUGUGGGGAGAUCCGUACCCAGGCCUAUGGUUAACAUGCAACGAAUGCAGCCUCAGGGCAUGGCUGCUUAUAAUCUUGCAUCUCAAGCAGGGAUCGGUGGUGCAAUGAAUCCUGGUGGCAUGCCAAUGCAGCGUGGUGUAGCACAGGCCCAUCACCAACAACAGUUGAGAAGGAAAGAUAAUGGAAUGGGGAUGCCGGGAUACCCUCCACAGCAGAAAUCCAGACGUUUCUGAGGAAUACUGCACGUAUUGUACUUUAAUUGCCAUGGAUGAUCUGAAAUUCAUGAAGGUCUAAAUAUUGAGGACACAAAAUUUCUUGUUAUUCUGUCAGAGGUAGAAUGCUGUAGAGGAAAUUCGGUUAUUCUUAAAAUGCUGGUCGGUGCAGUGGGACGAAGAUUUCAGUUACCGCAGUCUUAACUGGUGCUCCUGUAGGUCACAACGUGCACACUUGCAAAUUGUGACUCGAUUUCUGUAAAAAUUAGCUGUUAAGCCAGAAAAACAGUAAUUUGACAAGUUGUAUGAAGGCCGCAUCGAUGAGCUUUAAGUACUUGAUCAUCCAUUCCUCACUAACAGAGAAAACAGGGGAAGGAAGGAUGGUAGGGGAUUAGAAAGAAACGCAUUUGUUUGGAUGAGAUCCCCACCAACUUUUAACUGGGACUCUCACACUCCGUUACGUAUGUAUGUGUAUAAUAUUUCUUGUAAUUUAUGUUUCAAUUAGUCAA